GGGCCGGGGCCGGGGCCGGGGCCGGGGCCGGGGCCGGCACGGAGAAGAGGCGGCGGCGACGGCGCGGCGCGUGUGAGCCUCGAGCCGGGGUGUGAGGCGCAGCGUCGGCCUCCAGAAAUGAAGCGCCAGUGCCCGGCGGCCUUACCUCCCGGAGCGGCGACGUGUAACCCGCCCCAGAGGCUGCCCUCCCUGGCCGGCACGACCGUGCCCAACAGCGACUUGGCGAGCCUUUUCGAGUGUCCGGUUUGCUUCGACUAUGUGCUGCCCCCCAUUCUUCAGUGCCACAGCGGCCACCUCGUGUGCAGCACCUGCCGCCCAAAGCUCAGCUGCUGCCCGACGUGCCGCGGGCCGCUGGCGUCCAUUCGCAACCUGGCCAUGGAGAAGGUGGCCAACUCCGUGCUGUUCCCGUGCAAGUACGCGGCCACCGGCUGCGAGCUCGCCCUGCGCCACACCGAGAAGGCCGAGCACGAAGAGAUGUGCGAGUUCCGCCCGUACGUGUGCCCGUGCCCCGGCGCGCUCUGCAAAUGGCAAGGCUCGCUGGAGGCCGUGAUGCCGCACCUGAUGCACCAGCACGAGUCCAUCACCACGCUGCAGGGCGAAGACAUCGUGUUCCUGGCGACCGACAUUAACCUCCCCGGCGCCGUGGACUGGGUGAUGACGCAGUCCUGCUUCGGCGUCCACUUCAUGCUCGUCCUGGAGAAACAGGAGAAGUACAACGGGCACCAGUUCUUCGCCAUCGUCCAGCUGAUCGGAACGCACAAGCAGGCCGAGAACUUCGCCUACCGGCUGGAGCUGAACGGCCACCGGCGCCGGCUGACCUGGGAGGCGACCCCGCGCUCCAUUCACGAGGGAAUCGCCUCCGCCAUCAGGAACAGUGACUGCCUCGUCUUCGACGCCCGCAUGGCGCAGCUCUUUGCAGAAAACGGCAACCUGGGCAUCAACGUGACGAUCUCCCUGUGUUAAAACGGCAGGCCCGCGGCUUUCCCGCCGCGGCCGAAAACCCUCGUACUCAAGUUCACGGAGAACAAGGCACCCACGUUAGCCCAUCAGCCUGAAAUUUUGAGAGGUCUAGACACACGAGGUAAAUAAAAGGAAAGGCUGUUCAAUACAGGAAAUAGCUGCAUGUAGUUACACGAAUAUAUUUAAAAAUAAGUCAACAGUAAAUUAUAUAAGGUAUAUAAUUAAAUAUUAUAUAUUGCACACACACACACACACACACACACACCCAGCAUGGGCAUCUCUUGUAUUAAGAAAGGGAGCAUUGUUAAAAAAAAUUAUGAAUUUGUGUUGCAGAUUGAGUGUACUGUUCAAAAAUACAUACUGGGUUUUUGUUCUGUGUGUGUGCCCCAGAGCUAGUGUGUAUGGGGAGUGGGGGGAGGGUAUUUUUUUCCUUUAACCAAUAAGCCAUGUUGAGUGCUCUCGAACCACUGUUUUUUUUUCCCUUUGUGGGUCAACAUACAGUGCUGCUAUGUGUGUAUAUUUUGUGGGUGUAUGUAUUUGCUAAUUCUUAUUAAUUCCAGUUUUUCAUUAAAUUUGAUUUUCUUUUCUGUAAUUCAGGUUUUUCCUCGCCUUUUUGGGGUGCCUUUUUAAAGUUAGUGCCUUUCUGAUAUGCAUAGUUGUUUAUGAUAAACCUUAUACAUAGGUAUUCGAUACAUAUUUCCUUUUCCCCCAUUAAUCAGUUUAUUACAAAUAUUUUAGGCAGCAGCUCUUUCUUCCCACGGGUCCUGUCCCCGUGUUUUAAUAAAACCACCAUUUUGCACCAGAAAUAAAAGAAAAAAACAACAA
Molecule: messenger RNA, 1785 nt
Organism: Mustela lutreola (European mink)
Lineage: Eukaryota; Metazoa; Chordata; Mammalia; Carnivora; Mustelidae
Product: E3 ubiquitin-protein ligase SIAH1A-like
Exons: 1
Coding region: 118-963 (281 amino acids)
Biological process (GO): proteasome-mediated ubiquitin-dependent protein catabolic process; multicellular organism development
Cellular component (GO): cytoplasm
Molecular function (GO): ubiquitin protein ligase activity; zinc ion binding; ubiquitin conjugating enzyme binding
Source: RefSeq, a predicted model, not a curated record